AAUAAGUCUGUCUUGGAUCAACGCCCUCUUUAGUUUUGCCUGGCUUCCCGCCUGACUGAGAAGGACACGCAAGAUGCUACACUGACAUACCAUAUUAUAUUAUCAUUUUAUAACAGACUUUUUCAACACAAUGUUUUGUUUGAGCGCUGGGUAACACAAUCAUGAAGCUGGUCGCAAGGGAUAUUGAUAAAUCUGGCCAAGGGUCUGUGACCCUGAUUCCAGAAGAAGCAGAAGAUAUGUGGCAUGCAUACAAUUUGGUAUCUAUUGGUGAUACUGUGAGAUCAACAACAAUCAGAAAAGUACAAACAGAAUCUGCCACAGGGAGUGUAGCGUCAAACAAAGUGCGAACAACACUGACCAUCAGUGUGGAGAAUAUAGACUUUGAUACUCAGGCCUGUGUACUUAGAGUAAAGGGGAGAAAUAUACAGGAAAACCAGUAUGUUAAGAUGGGUGCCUACCAUACCUUAGAUCUUGAAAUGAAUCGCAAAUUUCAACUUGCCAAGCACUACUGGGACAUAGUUGCCUUAGAACGAAUAGAAAUGGCCUGUGAUCCCACACAGCAUGCUGACUUGGCAGCAGUUGUGAUGCAGGAAGGGCUGGCUCACAUCUGUCUGGUCACUAGUGCAAUGACCCUGGUCAGGGCUAAAAUAGAAACCUCUAUUCCCAGGAAAAGGAAAGGGAUGUGUGGACAACAUGACAAGGGUAUAACAAAAUUUUAUGACCAGAUCAUCCAAGCUAUUCAAAGGCAUGUAAAUUUUGAUGUGGUCAAAUGUGUACUCAUUGCUAGUCCAGGAUUUCUGAAGGAUCAAUUUAUAGAUUAUAUGUUUACUCAAGCCCUAAAAUUGGACAUAAAAAUUUUAUUGGAAAAUAAGUCCAAGUUUCUGGCAGUUCAUUCAUCCUCGGGACAUAAGCAUGCUUUAAAAGAAGUGCUCUCUGACCCUGCAGUAACAUGUAGGUUGAGUGACACCAAGGCUUCGGGGGAAGUCAAAGCUCUGGAUGACUUUUAUCAGAUGCUGCAGAAUGAUCCAAAUAGGGCUUUUUAUGGAAUCAGGCAUGUUGAAAUGGCCAAUGAGCAACAAGCUAUAGAAACACUGCUUAUAUCUGAUGAGUUGUUUAGAUCUCAAGUUGUGGCAACGCGGCAACGUUAUGUACAGCUGGUAGAAAGUGUCAGAGAAAAUGGUGGUGAAGUAAAGGUUUUUUCAAGCCUGCAUGUGUCAGGAGAAC
This is a messenger RNA of Lingula anatina, 1224 nucleotides long. Its product is annotated as protein pelota homolog. The record is from RefSeq and is a predicted model, not a curated record. Gene Ontology annotation, cellular component: cytoplasm. NCBI's taxonomy places the organism in Eukaryota, Metazoa, Brachiopoda, Lingulata, Lingulida, Lingulidae. Gene Ontology annotation, biological process: nonfunctional rRNA decay; nuclear-transcribed mRNA catabolic process, non-stop decay; ribosome disassembly.